UAACUUUCUUCAUUCCAUAUUAGAGUAAAGUAAUAACGCUAACUUUGUUAGUUGUUACCUACUCGAGGCACAAUGAAACUGAAAUUAUCCUAUUUCCAACUUCUUUUACUCAUUGUUUAUUUUAAUUAUGUUAAACUAGUGCCUGACGAGUACUGCAUCCCCCCUCUAAACACGAGCGACUGCGGAAUCCCUCCAACUCCCGUGUUCUCGUACUUCAAGUUCGGAUCGAGGUGCGAGAUCGAGUACUGGCGCGGGUGCCCCACCGCGAACAAGUUUGAGAACGAGUACCACUGUUCGCACUACUGUAUAGGGAAGACGAAGUACUAUGGACGAGAAAGAGGUAUUUCUAUAGAAGACUUAAGUUUUAAAGAACUUGAGGACGUAAAUAGGAUUCUCCACGAAAUCGAUGAUAUGUCUGACGAAGCAAAAGAAAAAUUGGAUUUAGUAUCUCCUGCUCACAAACCGGCUACGAAAACUACGAUGAAAGCCCAAACAGCGGAUACUAAAACUACGGUUGAUGCCAAAACAGAGGAUACCAAAACUACAGAUGAUGCGAAAACAGGGGAUACAAGAACUACAGUUGAAGCCAGAACAGAAGAGUAUGAAUCAGAAGAAGAAUCUGAUGAACAUGAAAAAGGUGGAUCAACACUGGUAGCUAUGACACAAGAGCCUGUGACAGAUCUAAAACUUAGAGAAAAAAAAAGGAAGAAGGAGUAAAUGAGUAACAAGUUAUUUCAACCAGACUCUAUAAUUUCAAGACAAAAGUAAAAGUAAUUUCAAACAGAUCUCUUCUUUCUCAUCUAGACAAAAGACUAUAAAUGGAAA
Molecule: messenger RNA, 825 nt
Organism: Cydia splendana
Lineage: Eukaryota; Metazoa; Arthropoda; Insecta; Lepidoptera; Tortricidae
Exons: 3
Coding region: 73-717 (214 amino acids)
Molecular function (GO): serine-type endopeptidase inhibitor activity
Source: RefSeq, a predicted model, not a curated record